AUGUCGGUUGAAGGUCCAGCGGCUCCAGAUAGAGCAACUUGCAAAUGUAAAUGUUGCGUGAAUAAUUUGAGGAAACAUAGGAGAGAACAAGCUCAAUCGCGCUUGAAGCAUGUUAGGGGUCGGUUUUUGAAGAGACUGGAUACGAAGGACACCAGUUACAAGAUGAUAACAUCCAUUGAAUAUUUGAAUAAUAAGUAUGGGUUGAAAAAGACUUAUUAUAUAGAAAAAUUCAUCAAAUGCAUUCAUAAGAAAAUUGAUACUGAUGUCAAUAAGAUCAGCGACAAUUAUGUUGAUUCAUUGACUCCGUGGGUAAAAGUUAAAUUGUUUUUCUUGUUGAUUGCUUUAUCGCAAAGAGGGGGACCUGAGUACUGGUUAGAGAAGUCAGAUGGCCAUGCUUAUGAGCCUGAAUCAGAUAUGGUUGAAGUUAAUGAUGCUGAUGGCAAGGAGAGUAGCGAUGAACCAGUCGAGCAGAGUUUACGUCAAGAUAAUGAAGAGUCAGGGAAAUCAGUAGAAAGUAAUGCCACCGAGACUAAACAAACAAAGAAUAACAAGGAUGAAAAUGCCAGUAGUAAAAAGGAUAGCAAGAUUUGCUACACCUUGGCUGAACAGGUCAUGAGACAAAAUAUAAAACAAGAUUUCACUGAAGAAGCGUAUACUGAAAAUUAUGUGUUCUCAUCGAUUUGGGCAAACUUCAUGGAAGGUUUAAUAAACCAUUACUUGGAAAAAGUUAUCAUACCACACUCAGAAAUGAAGGUUUGUCAACAACUCUAUAAGCCAAUGAUGAAAAUUAUUUCACUAUAUAAUGAAUACAAUGAGCUUAUUGAAAAGAGUGAGCGGAACGGCUUUUUACCUUUGGCUUUAAACGCAAAUAACACAGGCGACAAUGAAGAAGCUGAAACGAAUGUAACACUAGAGGAAGAUCUAGAUAGAAGUCUUGCAAAAGAUGGUGUAUUGUCGGAAUCUCAAUGUGGAGGACAGCUAUUGAAUGUGGAAAAUGAGGAUAUGGUAACAAAGGAAAGGCUACACAAAGCACAGAAACUUUUAUGGCAGGCUCGACAGGAUAUUCCAAAGACUAUAAGCAAAGAAUUGACUUUGUUAUCUGAAAUGUAUUCGACAUUGUCUGCAGAUGAACAGGAUUACAAAUUAGACGAGUUUGUAGGCUGUGCAGAAGAAUAUAUUGAACUUGAAUAUUUACCAAGUCUUAUUGACCUAUUAUUCAAAAACUCCGGCACACAUCAAUUCUGGAAAAUAAUGAUCGUCUUAGAACCCUACUUUUAUUAUAUUGAAGAUAUCAACGAUGAGGAAGAAGGUAGCGACAUGUAUUACGAUAACGACAAGUUAAGUGACGAUGUCAUAUAUGAUGAUGAUGAUCCUUCUAGGACAUUUAAGCCUGACCCAAGAGUAAUCACAUUAGAAAAAAUAUGCGAAGUUGCUGCUAAACAAAAGUGGAUAUGA
Tetrapisispora phaffii CBS 4417 is the source of this 1455-nucleotide messenger RNA. RefSeq names its product Aan1p (gene AAN1). The transcript has a single exon. Lineage: Eukaryota; Fungi; Ascomycota; Saccharomycetes; Saccharomycetales; Saccharomycetaceae. The record is from RefSeq and is a predicted model, not a curated record. The coding region runs from base 1 to 1455 and encodes 484 amino acids.